This is a messenger RNA of Hipposideros armiger (great roundleaf bat), 1022 nucleotides long. RefSeq names its product C-type lectin domain family 7 member A-like. Gene Ontology annotation, molecular function: pattern recognition receptor activity; (1->3)-beta-D-glucan binding. Gene Ontology annotation, cellular component: cell surface. The transcript is spliced from 4 exons. The record is from RefSeq and is a predicted model, not a curated record. Gene Ontology annotation, biological process: regulation of canonical NF-kappaB signal transduction; phagocytosis, recognition; positive regulation of cytokine production involved in immune response. The coding region runs from base 145 to 651 and encodes 168 amino acids. NCBI's taxonomy places the organism in Eukaryota, Metazoa, Chordata, Mammalia, Chiroptera, Hipposideridae.
UGCUUAAGCUCCAUUUGUUACAGCUCAGGGAAGGCCUAUCCCACAUGAUCUGACUCACAGAUCCUCUUUCGUUCACUGGGAGCUGUCUUAGAAGAGAGGAAAGAGCUCUCAAAUGCUCUGUCGACUCGGGAACUCAAUAGAACAAUGGAAUAUCAUCCUGACUUAGAAAAUUUGGAUGAAGAUGGAUAUACUCAAUUAGACUUCAGCUCCCGAAGUGUCCCCAGGAGACCUGUGAUCUCAAAGAAAGAAAUUCUUUCCAGCUCUUGUCCCGCGAACUGGAUUAUGCAUGAGAACAGCUGUUACCUAUUGAGCACAUCAGAGGAUUCCUGGGAGAGAAGUAAAGCACAAUGCUCUCGACAGGGCGCUAAUCUCCUGAAGAUAGAGAGCUCAAAUGAAUUGGAAUUUAUAAAAACUCAAAUUUCUUUCAAACCUAAUAAAUCGUUUUGGAUGGGGCUCUCUCGCCAUCAGACUAACGGACCAUGGCUCUGGGAGGAUGGCUCAAUGUUCUCUUCUUACUUGUUUCAAAUCAUAACCACUGCUACCCAGGAAAACUCAUCUCACAAUUGUGUAUGGAUUCACAGUUCAGUAAUUUAUGACCAACCUUGUAGUUUGCCCUCAUCCAGUAUUUGUGAGAAGAAGCUGUCGAUGUAAAAAUGGGGGAAUUGGCAUGGUGGAGCAGAGAGAAGUGAAGAAGAUAGUAAGAAAGGCAGAAAACAAAACAGAAAAGUGAAAUAUUUGAUAUCAAAAUCAAUGCUGAAAAUAUCAAGAAAGCUACGCCAACUUUAAUCUUAGCUGAGAAACAGGAUGGAAAGACUGAUUUCUGUACAUAACACUAGUGGUAGGCCAGUAUCAUGUUCUGAUUAACAGCCCUAGAAAUGGAGCCAGGACAGCUGAACUUGAAUUUUUAUUCUACCAUUGACUUGGUGUUUACCUAGGAUUAGCCACAAAUCCUUGGUGUUUCAAGGAGAUUUUAAUUUCUGGUUCUACCAGAGUUGCUUUUUGUCCUUAAAAAUUGCCACUAG